This is a messenger RNA of Pipra filicauda (Wire-tailed manakin), 14037 nucleotides long. RefSeq names its product TLE family member 1, transcriptional corepressor (gene TLE1). The record is from RefSeq and is a predicted model, not a curated record. The transcript is spliced from 20 exons. Gene Ontology annotation, biological process: negative regulation of canonical Wnt signaling pathway; regulation of DNA-templated transcription. The coding region runs from base 1265 to 3607 and encodes 780 amino acids. Gene Ontology annotation, cellular component: transcription regulator complex; nucleus. Gene Ontology annotation, molecular function: transcription corepressor activity; protein binding. Lineage: Eukaryota; Metazoa; Chordata; Aves; Passeriformes; Pipridae.
GUAAGCGGUGCGCGCAGAGCCGCGCUGCUCUCCUGCCUCGCCCGCGCAUUGCCUUCCGCUGGCGCGGAGGGGACGGAGGGAAAGAAGCCGGUGGCGUUCCCGUCCGCUCGGGUUGAGAUUUUUUUCAGCCGGCGAGAACUUUAUUCCGGGUCGGCGAGGAGCUGCAGGGCAGCGCGGAAGAGGGGGAAGAUGAGGAUGAUGCUACUGAUGAUGUCGCCGCGAUGUACCGCGCUCGUCGGGCUCUCAUGAGGCGCGCAGCUCCCAGAUGCGCUGCCGCCCGAAGAAGGCUGCAUUGGUGCCGUUACACGAACGAGCUUCCCGUCUGAUUUAGCCCUAAUACGGACGCUUCCAUCUUUUUUUUCCUUCUUUUAUUUUUUUUUCUUCCCCGGACGGGGUUGUUUCCUUGGACGAUCGGGCCAGCGGGCAUCUUGAGGGGUUUGUUUUCCUUUUGUCCUAGGGACUUGUCUGCAACCAACGGAAGAGCCUGUGCUGCGUGUGUGGUAUCCCUUCCUUUGCCCUCCCGCGUUUCGUGCAUGUCCUACUGGAGCUGCUCCGAUCGGGAACGGCUGUGCGGAGCCCCCGCCCGCCCCCUUCCUCCACCUCCUGCCUUUCUCCCUUGUUCAUCGCUCUCUGUGGUGCCGAUGACCUGGCCUCUGCGUCGACGCCCGGGAGCAGCGCGUCCCUCCCCGGAGACUUUUUCUGUCCCUCUUGGCUUGCGACGGUCCCGCCGCUGACACUGCGUCCCGCUUCCUCUGGCUGGAUUUUCCCCUUUUGACAAGGGGCAGAAGUGGGGAGAGGGGUCGCCUCCGCUCUGGGGUUUCCGGGCUUACAGUCUCAUCGGCCACUUGUGAGUCCGUGAGGCGGAUUAUUCGCUCCCGCAGCGGGGCGGCUGCGGCCCCCCUCCAGCCUCGUAAGGUCCCGUCCCGCCGUACCCGGGCGCUGCGGGCGCCGCCCGCCGGUCGAAGCGCCGCCGAAGGAGCGCGGAGCGGUGGUGACUGUCCCGAGCGCGGCCCGUCCGCCUCUCCCGGCAACCCCCAGCCUUCCCGAGAACGACAACAACAAAGGACGCCGCGGCCUGAGGAUGUUCCCGCGGCGGGGGUACUGAGCGGCGCCUCGCCCCACUCCUGCCCGCGGCGGCAGAGGGAAGGGGGCCGGCGGGUGUCGCCGCCCCUGUCCCCUCGGCGCACCAGGUGUGAAGCCGGGGCAGGCGGGGAAUCUCGCCGCGAGAACUGCGCUGCGAGGGAGCCCCGCCGCGGCCGGAGCCAUGUUCCCCCAGAGCCGGCACCCCACCUCGCACCAGGCUGCGGGACAGCCUUUCAAAUUCACUAUCCCGGAGUCGCUGGACCGCAUCAAGGAAGAGUUCCAGUUCCUCCAGGCGCAGUACCACAGCCUUAAAUUGGAAUGUGAGAAACUGGCAAGCGAAAAGACAGAAAUGCAGAGGCAUUAUGUGAUGUAUUAUGAAAUGUCGUAUGGAUUAAACAUUGAAAUGCACAAGCAGACAGAAAUCGCCAAGAGAUUGAAUACAAUUUGUGCACAAGUCAUCCCAUUUUUGUCUCAGGAACAUCAGCAACAAGUGGCCCAAGCUGUAGAACGUGCCAAACAAGUGACCAUGGCUGAACUGAAUGCCAUCAUCGGGGUACGUGGCCUUCCAGGUCUACCUCCUACACAGCAGCAGUUGCAGGCUCAGCAUCUCUCCCAUGGCCACGGACCUCCAGUGCCUCUAACGCCGCAUCCAUCCGGACUUCAGCCUCCAGGAAUCCCUCCACUUGGAAGCAGUGCUGGCCUUCUUGCCCUUUCUAGUGCUUUGGGUGGGCAGUCUCACUUGGCAAUAAAAGAUGACAAGAAGCAUCAUGAUGCAGACCACCACAGAGACAGAGAGCCAGGAACAAGUAACUCUCUGUUGGUCCCUGACAGUCUACGAAGCACAGAUAAACGCAGGAAUGGGCCUGAAUAUGCCAAUGACAUCAAAAAGAGAAAGGUGGAUGAUAAGGAUUCCAGCCACUAUGACAGUGAUGGGGACAAGAGUGACGAUAACUUGGUUGUAGAUGUAUCCAAUGAGGAUCCUUCUUCCCCAAGGGCAAGUCCCACUCAUUCACCCCGUGAAAAUGGUGUAGAUAAAACCCGCUUACUAAAGAAGGAUGCCUCAAGCAGUCCAGCAUCUACAGCCUCUUCAGGAAGUUCCACUUCCCUCAAAUCCAAAGAAAUGGGUCUGCAUGAAAAAGCCAGUACGCCUGUUCUGAAAUCCAACACACCAACUCCUCGGGGUGAUGUGCCAACCCCAGGCACUAGUGCAACUCCAGGACUUCGUCCAGGCCUUGGCAAACCUCCAACAAUGGACCCUCUGGUUAACCAAGCUGCUGCAGGUUUGCGGACACCGUUGGCAGUACCAGGACCAUACCCUGCUCCAUUUGGAAUGGUACCUCAUGCUGGCAUGAAUGGGGAGUUAACUAGUCCAGGGGCAGCCUAUGCCAGUCUGCACAAUAUGUCGCCGCAGAUGAGUGCUGCUGCUGCUGCAGCUGCUGUGGUUGCCUAUGGAAGAUCUCCUAUGGUUGGGUUUGAUCCUCCUCCUCACAUGAGAGUACCUGGAAUUCCUCCAAAUCUAGCAGGGAUUCCUGGGGGAAAACCAGCCUACUCCUUUCACGUUACUGCAGAUGGUCAGAUGCAGCCAGUUCCUUUCCCUCCUGAUGCCCUCAUCGGUCCAGGAAUCCCUCGCCAUGCCCGUCAGAUCAACACUCUGAACCAUGGGGAAGUUGUGUGUGCAGUUACCAUCAGCAACCCCACAAGACACGUGUACACAGGUGGGAAGGGGUGCGUCAAAGUCUGGGACAUCAGCCAGCCUGGCAACAAGAGCCCUGUCUCUCAGCUGGACUGCCUGAAUAGAGAUAACUACAUCCGCUCUUGUAAAUUGCUGCCUGAUGGAUGCACCCUUAUAGUUGGCGGGGAAGCCAGCACAUUAUCCAUAUGGGACCUGGCAGCACCAACUCCUCGUAUAAAAGCAGAGCUGACAUCCUCAGCACCUGCCUGCUAUGCACUGGCUAUCAGCCCUGAUUCCAAGGUGUGUUUUUCAUGCUGCAGUGAUGGGAACAUUGCAGUGUGGGAUCUGCACAAUCAGACAUUGGUCAGGCAAUUCCAGGGCCACACAGAUGGAGCCAGCUGUAUUGACAUUUCUAAUGAUGGUACUAAGCUCUGGACAGGCGGUUUGGAUAACACUGUCAGAUCCUGGGACUUGAGAGAGGGGAGACAGCUACAACAGCAUGACUUCACAUCACAGAUAUUUUCCCUUGGUUAUUGCCCUACUGGUGAAUGGCUAGCUGUGGGAAUGGAGAGCAGCAAUGUAGAAGUGCUACAUGUAAAUAAACCGGACAAAUAUCAGCUGCACCUUCAUGAGAGUUGUGUAUUGUCACUCAAGUUUGCUUACUGUGGUAAAUGGUUUGUGAGUACUGGGAAAGAUAACCUUCUUAAUGCAUGGAGAACUCCUUACGGAGCCAGUAUCUUCCAGUCAAAAGAAUCUUCAUCAGUGCUUAGUUGUGACAUCUCUGUGGAUGAUAAGUACAUAGUCACUGGCUCUGGAGACAAAAAAGCUACAGUCUAUGAAGUUAUCUACUGAAAAAUACGAUGGGGAUAUAACUUUUAGAAGUUGAACUGGCCCAAAUUGUUCUUAAUUGUUUAAGUAGAAAGGUUUUGACUUUUAUAAGGUACAAAAGUGUUGAGGUUCCAGACCUUGCCGUGAAACUGCUUCGAUUUUUCAAAAUAGAAGACAACAUCCAGCAACUAAGUUCUGGCUACAUGGACCGGAUGGAACACAGAGGCAAGAUGGACAGAUUUAGCCUAGGUUUUUGACAUAGUUUUUAAAAGCCAAGUCUACUGAAGAAUGUUGCAGCCUUUUAUUUUUUCAUUUAUGACCUCACGCAAAUUGUUCUCAUUGCCUGAAUAUGGGGGAUAAAUACCUUUCUGUUCCUUGCAGUUCAAGUUGCAUUCUGUCCUGUGUAGAGCAGCAGUGUCUCAGAUGAACUUGUUUCAUGGUUUUGCAUCUUGUGAUAUGUUUUAAUAUUUUCGUUGAAGGUCAAACAUUUGUAUAAAUUGUAAAUAUAUUUAGUUUACUACAGUAAAGGCUUUAGUAUCAACAACCGGUCUUCCCCCUUGCCCCCUCCCUGCCUGCCCUGCUUAUUUAAAAUUAAAAACCGUUUGGGGAUAUAAGUACCUUUUUAGAAUCAAAAGCAAACACUAUGUAUAGUUUGAAAAUGGUGUCUUAUUCUUUAUAACUAUUCCUAGAUUCUUUUAUCAUACUUCAAAGUAGUUGUUUUGACAUACUAGGGUAUCAAGUCCGGUAGAUACUGUCUUGUGCUACAGAAAACUUAAAAGGCAAUUUUGUACUAAUUAUAGUGUAAAUAUAAAAAUUGAACAUUUCAUAAAGCUGUGCUGUUUAUUUUAAGUUUAUUCUGAUGUCCUAUGUAUAAUUUUUUUGGCAGCAACAGUAAUAUGUGCUUGAUCAUAACUCAUUCAUUCAUUUCUCUAGAAAAAUAGGGACUUCCCUCUCCUUUUUCCCCCAGUUGAACAGAAUUCGUGUGAGACUGCAUUUCAACUAAGUACAUCAGAGCCUUUAUUCAUUAACUGAGGAUGUCUGUGAUGAGAAAAGCUAGAUAAGUCGCUUCAUAUUUUACAGAGAAGUGGUAAUUAAUGACCGUUUACUUUUUACAGUCUUGUCUAUACUUAGAUACUCAGGUAAAUUUAACUAAAUUACCAAAAGUGUGAGUUUUACAGGGGAUCACUUAAAGAUGUUAAAUACUUGCAGGGCUGCAAGUGAAGUGAAUUAAUCUAAACUAAGUUAAAUUUGCUUCUUAAUUUCUUGUGAGAAUAUUGACAAAGGAAUAUUUUGAUUUUUAACUAAUUCACUCUACAAAUUAAUUAGAAUUAAUUUUCCUGAGUGUCCAAUGUUACACAGGCCUAUAGGCUCUAUGUAUUCAUAAGGAGAAAUCUUUGAGUCCUUUCCCCUGUGGCAUGAGUAUGAUACAUCUGUGAAGAGCCAUGCUAAGCAUCCAGUUACCAAAGCUACGCAUCUUCAAGUUUUCUUGAUGUACUCAAGAGCAGUGGAUCAGGGGAGAGCAUGUUAAUUUUAUUCUGUGUUUUUUCAGAUAAACGAGUUCUACCACUGUGUGCUAGACAAACCUAGCUAUUGCACCAGUGAGGGCCAUACGUUUCCUGCAUUCUGUAAUUUAAUUAGAAUUUCUGUUGCUAAUGGAGAAUACAGACGAACAGAACAAUUCAGAUUACACAAACUGGCAGACAGGUUAAGACUCAUCUGUAAAGAACUGCUUUCUCAUUUUGCUAGCAUUUUACAAUGACCCAUAUCCCUGCUCUUUCAAUGACAGGCAUCUAGGAAGAAACAAGUUUGACUGCCAGAUGCAUUGGCUAGAUAAGGAAUUUCUCAUCCGGGGGCAAAAUUUAUCUUAGUUUCCAGUCUGAAGAGACACUGGUUUUCUUUUCAAUUUACAUGACUAUUCUACUGAAACCGUUUUAUAGCAUCUAGAAUUGUAAUAGCCUUAAUGUAUUAACUUUGCAUUUGGAAUGUAAAAUGUUAACCAUUCAGGUUAAUCUGGUCUCCUAGACAUUUAAAAUUAGUGUUCUAUCCAUAUGUAUCUAUAUCUUUGUCAAUUGCUGUGUUGUCAAUAUGUAUCUGUAUGAAAACGACAGGCCAGCUUAGGUGCUGGCCACGUUGCUUUCACACAAAAAGCAGAAUCAUCAGGCUUUUCAAAGAAUUAAUUUUCAGAGAAUUUGCCACAUUGAAAUACUGUGAAAUGCUGUGUCAUUUUUAAAAGGGAAAAUUUUUAAAAAGAGUGUUUACUAGAUUUUACUUGAUUUUUACACUUUUCAUAUUGAAGUUUCUCUGAACAUCUGACUCUGCCAAUGAUCAUUGACUUUAGCAGUACUGGCAAAUUUGCUGCAAUUAGGAACAUUUGGAUUUUUUCCAAAUUGCUGUCACCUUGGCUUUUACUUUAUGGCUCUUCUCUUGCCGUUCUCUGAACUUGAUCUUAGAGGAACCAAGAAUGCAAGUGUUCUAACACAUCCAUGUAAACUAAAGAAAAAUAACACCAGUAUAAUGGAUGUGCUAUAUGUUGCAACAUAGUGCUUGCUAGUAAGACCACAUUCUUGGCAAUCAGGAGGUUUAAAAUAAUAGUAUUAGGAAAAUCAUAAAAUACCUCGUCUUCUUCGCUUUUAGAAGGCACAUUGUGUCAGAGCAGUUAUGGACUUGGACGUUAUUUAUGCAUGUGAAUGAAUUUAAUCAUAUUUGUAACGUAUGUUUCUUGAUUGUAAUUAAGAAAUUAAUUCCUUUUUCCCCCGUCAGAUCUACUUUAAACCUUGAGUCUAAAAACUUGCACAUGCAUCAUAAAGUAGUUCUCUCAAUUUGUUGUUUCAGAUUUCACUUUUGGUUUAUGAAACAUUGUGGGUUUUUACAUUUGUCAGGCAGUAAAGCCUAUUCCACCUGCAGAUGUAAUUUUUAUGAAAAGAUAGGUUCAGUGAAAUCUUGGCAUCUGUCUACACAACAACCUACAAGAUUUAAAACAUGUCAAGCUUUUAGCUUCUGUAAGUUCUUAUAGCCCUGUGUAAAGUAGUGGGUGGAAAUAAUUGCAUAUUGAAUGAAGAAACAGACGAAUUAAGAUAAGCAGUGACAGCAAAAGCACUGGAAAAGCCAUAUGGAAAAAAGAAGUACCCCAGUAACUAUGGUGUAGGUAAUUAAUUUUUUCUGUCUUUUUAAUUACAGUCAUAAUAGAUUCCUUUGGUUAGCCCCUUUUUGGGACAGUCUUUGUUUACCGAGUGGCUCUCAGUAUUCAGAGAUGUCUAAAUGCUACUCUAGCAAAUGCUAGUGCUGGAUAGAAGUAGGGAGUCCUUACAAAAGAUGUUUUGGAUGUCAGUGCAAACAGUAACUGAUGAAGAGGGGAUUUGUGGUAAUAUCAAUUCAACUGAACAAAAUCCUUAGUCAGCUCUAAUAUGUAUAUUUUGUAUAUGUGCACUUGGCAUAACCCUUUAUAAAUCAAUUGUGCAGAAAGUCAUGAUAUUAUUCCACACAAUGCAUUUAUCAGUGUGUAAGACUAUCUCUUUUUGAUUAUAAUUCCAAACAAAGAUAGUUCCCCAUGUUAAUCCACAAGCCUCUGGUACCUGAGAGAGAAUUUUCAUCAGCAUUGGUUCUUUUUAUCUCAUUUGGCAUUUCAAAAGCUUUUGUUCCUUUAAAAGUAUAAAAUAUUAAUUUCUUAGACUGUUAACAGUAGUAUUAUUUUUUAAUGUAAACAUCAAUACAGAGUCUGUCUUAUACAUGUUUACAUAUGUCUUAUACAUGUUAGACAUCUAGUCUUAAACAUACUUUUAUUUAUGAACAGUUGACCAUAAUUUUUCUGUCACACAUUUGUGACACAAGUGAUACAAGCAGAAUUUUCUGAAGUGUUUAAGUUACUUAAGCAACAUAAACUCAGAUUGACAAAUUGAUUUUUGGUAGGGUUUUUUGGGUUUUGUUUAUUUGUUGUUUUCGUGGAAAGACUGGCCCACUUAUGAACCUGUGGGAUUAUGUAACAUAUUUAGAAUUGUCCUUCAUAUUUUCUAUUAUAUUGUUGCAAUUUUGAGUUGAUGGGGAAAUUCCACCAUUCUAGUAAUAAAGAAGGUGGAUUUUGAUGUUUUCAGGAUAAGGAAGAGUACUGACUUCAGAUAUCAUACUACUGAAAAAGUGUUUACCCCUUAGAUCACUUCACUGGAGAAGCUGGACUGGCUCCAACUCUGUUGUCUCCUUGAAGGAUUUUUUUUUUUUCCCUCUACCGCAAGUACGUAGGAAAAAUAUGAGAAUGUAGGUCUAUGAAAGACUUCAGUCAUAGCGUCUUUCCCAGAGGGGAAGCAACUCAGAAUAGAACCUGAUGAACACCAGAAUGAAAGAAGAUGUUUGUUCAUGGCAGGGAAUACAUGGAGAGACAGAAUUACAGAAUCAUUUAGGUUGGAAAAGAUCUCCAAAUCAUCGAGUCCCAUCUGUGACCAAACAUGACCAUGUCAACUAAACCCUAGCGCUAUGUGCUGCAUCCAGUCAUUUCUUGAACACCUGCAUGGAUGGUGACUCCACCACCUCCCUAGGCAGCCCAUUCCAAUGCUUGACAACCCUUCCUAUGAGAAAACUCUUUCUAAUGUCCAAAGUGAACCUCUCCUGGCACAGCUUGAAGCUAUAUCCUCUUGUCUCAUCACUAGUUGCCUGGUUAAAGAGACCAAUGCCUGCCUGGCUGCACCCGCCUUUCAAGUAGCUGUAAAGAGCAGUAAGGUCACCCCUGAGCCACUGUUUCUUCAGCCUAAACAACCCCAGCUCCCUCAGCCAUUCCUUAAAAGGCUUAUGCUCCAGACCCUUCACCAGCUCCAUUACUCUUUUCUGAACACUUCUUAAUGUCUUUCUUGUGGUGCGGGGUGAAAACUGAACAGAGGAUCUGACGUGCUCCCUUACCCAUGCCAAGGACAGGGACGAUCUCUUUCCUAGUCCUGCUGGCCAUACCAUUGCUAACACGAACCAGGAUGCCAUUGGCCUUCUUGGCCACCUGGGCACAUUGCUGGACGAGAGAAAAUGGGAACUUAAACACACAUACAUUUUAGGGGUAAUCUAACAUGUAAUCUACGAAAUUCACAUAGAAUGAGAUUCCAGUUUGUCUGUGAGGUUGUUCAAAUGUUUCUGUAUAGUAAUUCAAGGAUAUCUGGGCUGCAUAUUGGAACUGUAAGCGGACAUUUCUUUGACAUCCAUAAGCAAUCCUCUAAUCCUAAGAGGAAGGGGAAUUAAAUCACAAUCAGUUCUCAGUAUUUCCCAUUACCUUAUAUUUUCGUAGCUCAAGAUCCACUUCCAAGCAAUUGGUAAUCCCAUUUUCAGCAUGCUGAAAAUGUGUCCCAUUGCAGCUUAAGGGCUUAGUGCAAUGUGGUAGAUUUUGCUAGGGAAACCAGAUAUGUAGGACCCGGGUGCUUGAAAAAUCUGCCCUAUGGUUCUAGCUUACUGACAUUUCUGAGGAAUUUACUCAGAAUUUCUGUUCAGCUAGGAGAACUCAAACAAUCACUUAGACGUUUUUUAAAGCAGCAAAACCUGUUUCAAGCAUACUUUAAGUAUACAUGGAUGGGCUUAGUUGGUUUUAUGUUUUGGUUUGGUUUUCUACUAUUUUGUGUUGAUUUAUUUCUUUUUUCGUCUUACAUUAAAAACUGUAAAAUGAAUACAACAAGAAAACAUGAAGGGAAAUUAGAAAAAUGAAUAAGAGUAGAAUGUUAAAGGGUGGGAUAUUCUUGAAGAUGCUGUAUCUCAAAACAAAGAACCUAUUGCUUCUAUGAUAUAUUAAUUCUUGAGAGAAAUAGGUUUGUGUUUCCUUGAUGUUCAGAAAACUGAAUACCAAAAAAUUUGUAUUGUGGGGACAAAUGUUAAUUUUUUUCAGAUCUGAGCAGGUUUCAUUUUCAAAUCUGAACAUCUUCAAAUCUUAAUCUUGUUUUUUUUCCCCAUGUUUCUUUUUGGAAGGUUCCACAGUUCACUCCUGGAAGCUGAACAACAGUCUGUGUCCUUUCUGGCUCUAAGGUCUCUACUAUGCCUUAGUAAGAAUUUUGUGGCUUAUAAGCCUGUGGGUGAUACAUAGGCUACAGAAAAAUCUGAUUAAAUAUUUAGGUGGAUAGCUGCAUAGAUUAUAUCAGUUAGUGUAUGUUGUGAUAAUUUCUCUUAAAGCAAGCACCCAGAGAUAAAAUAGCUGCAUUGUUCCAUAUUCGUACUUUUAUUGUUUGUGAAAUUGCCGGUCAGUGUAGUUGACUCUCCAUAGAAAAAUUCUGUGGUGGCUUCUGAGGUAAAGCUUAAAAUUUUGAGAUCUUUUCUUUCCUCUCAUAAAAUUUCACCUGUGAUUUUUACCCACAGUAAGGUUGAUUCAUAGAAAGGAUGCUUCAAGGAAUGCUAAACAAUUCUGUUGUGUGCAAGGAUUGCCUUUGCUGUGUUCACAGCACAAAGAUAUAAUAUCUCUCAAACCCUGUUUCUAUCUGUUUUCUGCCAAAAACGAGUUAGAGGCAAAGACAACAGAGAUAAAGAGAUUAAGUAAUCAAACAUAUUGUUAUCAUUAUCCCUUUUGUAUACUCUGUCAUUAGCAUAGAAAAUGGAGAUGAUACCCUGUAAAUGCAAACAAUAAAUGUUGUUUUUCCUUCAAGCACUGAUUUUAAUGGCAGUUUAAAGGAGUUAAUAAGCAGACUGAAGGGGUCAUAAAUGCAAGUUAACCUAUAGCAGUGGGAAACUUAGAAAUCACUUGUUACUUUCCUGGUAGUGAGCCUAAUUAGUUUAAAAUAAAAUUCAUCUGUUCAUUUCGCAGUCUUUGUCAUACUUCCUUCAGCAAUCCCCAUUAUUUAAAAAAUUGGCUGCAAUUAUGAUAAGCUAGUAACUCUUAUUUUGUGGUUUGCUGUAGCAAGAUAUUUUGCAGAGCUGUGAAGAUUCCCUUUAUUCUUAAAAAAUAGUCAGCUAUUGGGGUUUUUUUUGCAAUUGGACCUGACUAUUUUUUUAAUUUGUUUUCAAGUAAAUAUACAAUCUGACAGCUUUACAAAUUUGAAAUAUUUUUAAUUGUUGAUGAAUCAGCCAAACACUGCUGUUAAAUAUGUAAAUGUUCUAAAUGUCAAUUUGGUAUUUGCUUAGCAUGCCAUGCAUGCAAGAAAACUUUGGAGUGAUUCAACUUUUGUGGCCACAUUAAAUUUACUUCCUGCAAUAAGUUUCCUUUUUCAUGCAGGGACCAGUUUACUACCGUGCUCCCCUGUGUUUCUUCCUAAAUAUAUAUUAGACCUCUAGAGAUGUUUUAAUAAGUUAUGCAUACAUAAUGCUUCUACCUUUCUCUGUCUUUCUAAUUGUUAAUUAUGUGAGAUGUGUAUUUCUAACAGCAGUUGAGUAAAUAUUCACAAAUCUAUGAUAUAAUUGAAUUUUUGAAUGUGUACUUCAAGAAGUUUAUCAACUCGUAUAGAUAAAUCAUUAGUUUUCAUUUGUCACAUUCAAGAUUUUCAAAUCCUGAUACUCUCUUAUGUUUUUUUCAGUGAAUGUGUAAAAGGAAAUACUUCUGGAUUUUGAAUGGUUUUCAUAGCUUUUUUAUUUGUUUAUGUAGACACUUCUUUGUUGAGUGCAAGUUAUUGACCUGGUACUCUUAUUUAUAAUUCUGACUGGUUCUUCAGUAUUUUAUCAAGCUGUAACUUAUUAAAAACCACAAAUAUAAAAUGGGGAUAUUAAUGACAAGUGGUUUAAAUGUGAGAGUUUCAAAAUGCAUGUUAGAAUAUUUCAACACUUUGUUCAAUGUAAUUUUACGUUUUUUCAUUACUUAAGUAAUUAAAAAAAAAGUCCUUAGGGUUGAAUUAUAGUAAAAUUUUAUACAUCUCAGUACUAAUUUUGUCUCCCAACAGACAGCAAUAAUUUAGAUGGGAUUGUUUUUACCUAAUUUAUUCUUGGGGGUGGGGGGAGGAGAAAAAUAUUAACCUUGCAAAUUUGCUAAUUAUAAUUUCCUUACUAUUGUUGGUUGUUUUUAAUAAUCUCCAUGCCUUUGGAAACUUAUUCUUCUAUAUUUUGAAGAAAAACUUACAGAUAUACAGGGUUUUGUAAUAGAAUGUGUUUACAGUAUUUAUCCCCUGGGUUAUUUGUAACAGUAAGGGGAAGUACAGUGACAGAUACAACUUGCAAUAGUUGCUAGUAUUAUGUGCCUUUGAAUCACUUUCUUUAGUUCAUUAAUUUAUUUUUUUUUUGUAUCUUAGGUGGGGGUUAGCAGCUUUAAAUCAGUUUCAUUUCUCUCAAAGUGGAUAUGAUGAUACAUUCUUACAGCUUUACUAGUCUUACUUUAAAUAAUUUUCUAUCUGCAAGGUAAAUGGUAGCAUGAGUGGUUUUGAACUGUUUUAACUGCUCAGGUUAACUUUUUAAGUUUCAAAAACUGCCAGAGUAGAGGGAGAACUUACCAGUCGUAUUCAGCUUUUUUUAAUGCUUUCAUAUUGUACUAUAUAUAAUCAGUGGGACUUUCUUAGCACAAUAAGUGUGCUCACUGUUGAUUUUUUUAGUGUUCCCAUACUUUACACUGUCUCACUCAUUUGAAUUUAGUUUUUAAAUAAAUCCCUUUCCAUAGGCAUCUGCUUUGUACCUUAACAAGUAUGAAAAUAAUCAAAAUAUUUCGUGUUUGACAGAGAGACUGCAUGUUUCUGAGUGUGAAUAGCAUUUAGCAGGGCUUGUCUAGUUAAAAGGCAGUUAAACUAGUAAUCAUACAUGAUCUGUGUCUAACUGUCGUUCGCAGAAAAAGUGCAACAAAGUGAUGUGUGGUGAUAGCAAUUCAGAAGGAAAAGAAUAUGAAAUUCAGAUAGCAGCUUGAACAGUUUGCUGUUAGCAUGGGGCCCAAUAACACUACAAAGCUAUAAACUCUGUCUUUUUAGAUUGCCCAGUUAGGUGGCAGAGAUGCAAUUUGUCUUUUCUGAAGCCACCUGCUGCUUGCUAGCUCCAUCUCCUGUCACAACCUAUUAGGCCCCCAAGAAAAUCGGUGGGAAAUUGCCUGCAGAUUGUCGGAAAUUGCAUCUCCAGGCCCUGGAAAAAAUGUAGGAUAGCACAACACUGAUCCUCCCAGAGCAGCUAUUAACACAGCAAAAGCUGACGUUUGGCAUGGUGUGAAACAACUUUGCUGAGUAAAGACUGUAUUAUGUGUGGUUGAAGGAGGGAACAAAUUAUUAUCCUAGCUAUGCUUAUAGUCAGCCUGUUCCAGGGAGCUUAAGCAUGAGUGGUAGGUUUUGCUGCCCCCCAGCUCAUUCCCAUUGCAAGAUGGGAGAUGAGAUGUUAGAGCCUUAUACAGAAAUUUCAUUGUACAGAUGGGCAAAACCCACUCUAUAUUUAAAUGAUGUUAGUAUAUAUGAAAUUCAAAGGAUAAGUGACAAAGCCGAAAGAUAAUUUAUGAAGCUUAUCUCAAAAAAAUCGGUAAUUGCCUCUGCUUGGUUGAGCCUUGGUCAGAUUAGAAACAGCUUUUCGACUAUUUCAUUCUAUGUGUAUAUACAUUUUGAUUUUGGAGCAGCUACAGUGAAAUGGAACUGAUUUGUACUGUAACUGUUGAGUGUAAAAAUUCGUGGAACAGACAUUAGUUGUGAUAGAUCUUAGCAUUAAAUUUCUUGCUGCUAUGAGGCUCACCUCUGUCUUGUUUAAACAAAUUCCCCUUUGCUUUUUAUGAUGUGAUAUGCAAUGAAUUUCAUCCUCUGUCAUUUCUUCUGGAGCUACCUUUCUAAUCUUGUACUUUACCUCAGUUUUUUUAGGGCCUUUUAAUAAAAAAAGUUGACUUUUCCUUGAAUCCUGAGAGAGGGGAUAUGUAGAAUUAAUUUGCAACAUAAAAAUAAAUGCCAGCAUUUUCUUUGAGCUUGCACUUGUACUUCGUUGGUUCAAAGCCUCCUGAGGAAGAUGUGUUUGUGAAUCAGAAUGAUGUAUUGAUCAGAAGCAAGUAUGAGGAGGGCAGCAGGAGGAAAAAAGUCAUUUUGCAAUUGCUGUUUUCAAACUCAGCUGAGAUCUGUUGGUAACUGGCAGCUGCCCAGCGAUCUGAGUGAAAUCAAUAUGCUCAUUUCCUAUUGUAGUGGUGUCCACUGUUGUAAACAGGCUGACAAGGCUUAUGAACACUCACACAGCUGAUUAGAGAAAAUUAGUGGCCUGCCUUAGCAGCUGAGGCAGAAUAGCAGAGUAUAGGGCAGUAUGGCAAAACAGGUAUUGCUUAUAGUUCAAAGCCCAGCUGAAGGGGAUCAGAAGAACUUCAUGUUAUGGGGCUAUCUGGAUCCCUGUUUUGAAUUCUUGUGAUGAUGAAUGCACGUAUAUGUCAACCUGAAAUGCUAAUUUGUUGAGGCAUUGUCUUUCUAAAUUAGUUAUAGCACCUUUUUUUGGAAGUUAUGCAGUUUAGUGCUGUGUGUAAAACAAAUGCAGGAACAGAAGAGCUACGGUGCUUCAGCCUUUAUUCUGUAUUUACAAUAGCUGUUCAUUUUCCAAGGUAUUACAUACUAAUUGCAUUCUCAAAAUAAAUCUUGCCAUUUAGUAACUAA